Messenger RNA from Naumovozyma castellii, 3006 nucleotides. RefSeq names its product chromatin-silencing protein SIR3 (gene SIR3). Bases 1 to 3006 code for a protein of 1001 amino acids. The transcript has a single exon. Lineage: Eukaryota; Fungi; Ascomycota; Saccharomycetes; Saccharomycetales; Saccharomycetaceae. The record is from RefSeq and is a predicted model, not a curated record.
AUGGCUUGUUCUCAAAAAGAUUUAGAAGGAUGGCAGAUAAUUACUACUGAUGAACAUGGUAACGUACUGCAUGAUACAAGUAAAAGAAGAUCCAGAAAGAGAGGUGGUGUUGAAAACUUUUAUUUGCAAAGAGAAAAGGAUGGGUUAAGCUUUGGUCGUGGGGAUUCCGUUAUUAUGAAUGAUGCAACCACCGGAACUUACUCUGUCUAUCUCGUUCAUGAAAUUCGUCCAAACACGUUAAAUAAUGUAGUAGAAAUAUGGGCUUUCUCGUACUUACGAUGGUUUGAAUUGAAACCUAUAUUGUGGUAUAAACAAUUCAAUCCUGAAUUGGCUGCAGAAAAUAAACCAAGAGAAUUUUAUAACGAGAAAUUCAUAAAGGAAGUCGAUAAGGACGAAUUGUAUUUGACCGCUGAACUUUCUGAAAUUUGGCUAUCGGAUUUCAUUGGCUUGGGUAACGUAAUAACUAAGAAGGAAAGAGACGAUUCUGGUGAUUCUAUAGUACCAGAUGAAGAUUUCUAUGUCAGAUAUGUUUGUGAACCUACAGGGGAGAAUUUUGUUAGUAUUGAUAUUUCCAAGGAGAAAAGAAGAAUAAUUGAAAUGGAACCAAAACAGUCUGAAGAACAUUUAAAGCGUAUAUCUGUGCCCGCUAGGCCCACCAAGCAGACAACUACUGUCGUUGGAAAGCCAAGGAGCCAUCAAAAGAGUCAUGCCCUCAAAGAGAAAAAGGUCACACCAAUUAAACAGGAAAAGGAACAAGAAGUGAUUAAAACGAGUAUGCAAGAAAAGGUUAAAUCGCCUCUCGCUACUGAAAAGAACCAACCAACAAAUGUGAUUACACAACAGUUGGCAAACCCCACUACUGUGACCGAAACACAAGCUGAAUCUACUCCGCCUGUCUCAAGGCCUCACUCAAGUGAAAUAACAUCUUUGUUUUACCAUGAUUCCGAAGAAGAAACAUCUCCAAACACACAACCUCCACCCACGGAAAGAAUUGGUACCCAGGUCACUAGACAAGAGACUGACACGACCCCUUCCAUGAAGGAGAAAGUUGUCGAGAAAGAUACCUCGGACCACGAAGAACAGAGUGCCUACGAAAGUGCCGAAGAAGUGAUACCCGAACUAGAUCAAGAAAGUGAAGAAGAAAUUGAGGCAGUGGAUGAUGACGACUACGUUGAAACCGGGAGCCAACAAAUUGAAGAAAGUCAAGAACAGCAUGAAUCGGAACAAGAUCAAGAACAAGAAGAAGAGGACGAAGAAGUCUAUGCUGUAAGGAGAAAACGUAAACUUCUUAGGGAAGAAGAAAAGCUUUCUAAAGCAAAAAAAGUAUCCGAAGAAACUACACCAACUUCAUCAGAAGCGUCUGAUUUUAGUCCGAAUCGCCUACAGCAAGCUAAGAAUAGUUUAGCAUCUGUGAAAGAAAAGUACGAAAAAAUAUUUAAAAGGUUUUCUCCAGCACCAGUAGAAAAUAAUGGAUUACCAGAUGUCUCAGACUUUGCGGAUUCAUCCAAGAUCGAUGUGGCUGGUUUGGAAAAUAAAUUAAGGCCCUCCAUGAAACACAAUCCAAUUGAAACUUUAUUUUCCAAAAUUGAAAGUGAUGGUUCAGAUUUAGAUAAGAUGCGAGUUGAAAUAAGCCAUCUUAUUAAAGAUGACUCGUCAAAUUCAUUACCAGAGAAAGAAUUUGCCAGUAUAUAUACCAAUAUAUUUGAAUGCUUACUGAAAGGCAAGUCCCGGGCCAUGUACGUUAACGGUAUAUCAGGAAGUGGCAAAACUAAGACGAUAGAGGAGGUUGUUAGUGAACUACAAUCGUCAUCUCGUCAAAGAGAAGUACCAAUUUUCAACUAUAUUAAAAUCGAUGGUAUUUCCAUUGGAGAUUCUAAGGACUUUUACGUCGAAGUGUGGAAACAACUGUCAGGUGAUGAGUUAGUACCAGGGGCCGCGUCAGAAUCCUUAAACUUCUACUUUAAGAAUGUCAAAAUGAAUACGAAACGUCCUGUAAUCUUAUUCCUUGAUGACAUUGAUGCUCUUUCUUUAAAGGGGAAGGAUAUCUUAUAUUCCAUUUUCAAUUGGACUACUUUUGACAAUGCAAAGUUGUGUGUGGUCGUUACUGGCACAAUUUCUGAGUUACCCAAGAGUUUGCUCGGAAAAGAUGUUUUAUCUAGAAUGAAGAUUGUAAAGAUCCCCUUUGAUGAGGCAGAAUACCCAGAAUUGGAGAAGAUUGUUAAUUUCAGAUUAAAAGGGGUCAAUAAGUCAUAUUUUUAUGUCAAUCCAGAUACUGGUCGACUCAAGUUUAUUGAUAGACAUAGUAGUGAAGAACCACUGAAUGAAACUGAUGAGAACAUGGUAAAGGUCCGUUUAAAGAUAAGCAGUAAGACUAUCGACCUUGGUUCUAAGAAGAUUGCUGAAGCUUGUCCUAAUAUUGGUAGGGCUUUGGAAGUAUGUUCCAAAGCUGUUCAUUAUGCUCAAGAUGAUUACUUGCGGAAACAUGGGUUUAUAACAGAUGACCAAGUGGAAGAGCAAGACGGGAAAGAUGAACAAAACACUGGAAAGAUUUCAGGUGAUGAAAAACAGAGCCAGAAACUACAUCUUCGUCAUAUUAUCAAAGCAAUGGAUGAAAAUGUAAGUUUUGCAGCUGCUGAGUAUAUUAAAAACUGUUCAUAUCUUGGGAAGAUUCUUUUGUAUGCUGUUUACCAUUACAUUGAGACGAGUGGACCAUUAAAAAUACAGGUGAGAGAUCUUUAUGAGACCUUGGUGUCAUUAUUUAAUUCAAAUGCGAAGAAUCCAUUCAUACUCGAUGUGAAAAGAACAAUUUUUGGCGUGGAUACCGUAGUUGAUAUUGAUUCAAUACGCGUCGUUUCUUGGAACAAAGUAGCUGACGCACUAGGAGAGGGUCCACUUGUCACAAUCGUUCAUAAUAAGAAGUGGAAAACCAAAUAUUUUGCAUUGAAUAUCCCUGCUGGUGAUCUAAAAAACUAUCUUGAGCGUAACUUUGGUGUUUUGAGUCCAUGA